CUUCUUUUCAUAUCUCAACAUGGCUUUGACAGAAAAGUACUUUUUAGGUCUAGAUUUAUCAACACAACAAUUGAAAUGUACUGUGAUCAAUGAUAACCAUAUCAUUGUGUAUGAAGAUGCAGUCAACUUUGGACGUGACCUUCCUGAAUAUCAUACCAAUAAUGGCGCCAUUUCACAUGGGAAUGAUGUUGUCACUUCACCUCCUCUUAUGUGGGUUCAAGCUAUGGAUAUGUUAUUAUCUCGAUUGGCGAAAACACCUUAUGUAUCCAACAUUAUGGGUAUUUCCGGUGCUGGUCAGCAACAUGGUAGCGUGUAUUGGGCUGAAAAAGGAACACACGUUUUGAAACAAUUGGACUUUAAUAAAACAUUGGUAGAACAAUUGACUGAUGGUGGAUUUGCUAUUGAACAAUCACCUAUUUGGCAAGAUUCAAGUACAUCUGUACAGUGUCGACAAUUGGAAGCAUUCGUAGGUGGACCUGAUAUACUGGCUCAAAUGACUGGAUCGAAAGCAUAUGAAAGGUUUACUGGAAAUCAAAUAGCAAAGAUCCAUCAAUAUCAUCAAGAUCAAUAUAAGAAUACGGUAUGGAUUACAUUGGUUAGUUCAUUCAUGACUACUUUACUUUUGGGUAAAUUGGGACCUAUGGAUGCAGCUGAAGCAUCUGGAACAAAUAUGAUGGAUAUACGGAAACAUCGUUGGUUAGAUCAAUUACUUGAAUUUUGUGGUGGAAAAGAAUUGCGGGAUAAACUUGGAUUACAACCUAUUGACAUUGUCCAUCCUUUGGGGCCAAUCAAUACGUACUAUGUGCAACGUUAUGGAUUCAACUCAGAUUGUCAAAUCAUGCCUUUCACUGGGGAUAAUUCGGCUACAUUGGUUUCAAUGAAUCUUAGACAUGGAGAUUGCGUUGUAUCUCUUGGAACAUCAGACACGGUACUUGUAUCUCUCAAAAAGGCAGAAACGACAACAGAAUCUCAUCUGAUGGCUCAUCCUACUGACUCUUCUGCAUUUAUGGGCAUGUUAUGUUACAAGAAUGGAUCAUUAACUCGACAACAUUUCCGAGAUAUUUACGCGGAGCAUGAUUGGGAUACAUUCAACGAUUUGCUAACUUCAACACCGUCUACGUCACAAUACAUGGGCUUUUAUUAUUGGAUGCAAGAAAUCAUUCCUUUUGCAAAAGGUAUUUAUCGAUUCAACAAUGGAGAAUUACUAGAUGAUGACUUUACAAUGGACAAUAACAGUAAAAAAUCAGGUAUCAACAUACGAUGUUUAAUUGAAUCACAGUUUUUAUCCAUGAGAGUUCGAUUGGAACGUAUGAUGGGUGGAACAACAAAUCAAGGACAACUACAACGUAUAUUGGCAACAGGUGGUGCAUCAGCGAAUCAUACUAUUUUACAAGUCCUUUCUGAUGUAUUUGGUAUUCCAGUUUACAAGAAAAAAGAAGGAUCUAACGGUGCAUCUUUUGGUGGAGCAUUACUUGCCAAGUAUGGACUAUUAUCGGACACUAUUUCAUUUGAUGAUAUGGUCCACCAAGACGAUGAUGAUGGUUCUCUACAAUUAAUUUGUGAACCUAAUUUGUUGAUGACUUCUGAUUAUAGUCGUCGAUUGGAUGAAUAUACUAGAUUAGAAAAUAUAGUUUUAGAAAAGUAUGGAUUAUGAUUUGAAAUAAAAAAACUUUUUUUUUUUGCAUGAUGAUGA
Halteromyces radiatus is the source of this 1693-nucleotide messenger RNA. RefSeq lists its product as uncharacterized. Gene Ontology annotation, molecular function: D-xylulokinase activity. The transcript has 4 exons. NCBI's taxonomy places the organism in Eukaryota, Fungi, Mucoromycota, Mucoromycetes, Mucorales, Cunninghamellaceae. Gene Ontology annotation, biological process: xylulose metabolic process. The coding region runs from base 20 to 1654 and encodes 544 amino acids. The record is from RefSeq and is a predicted model, not a curated record. Gene Ontology annotation, cellular component: cytosol.